Molecule: messenger RNA, 504 nt
Organism: Rubroshorea leprosula
Lineage: Eukaryota; Viridiplantae; Streptophyta; Magnoliopsida; Malvales; Dipterocarpaceae
Source: the annotation of a GenBank genome assembly
AUGCUACGUCACAGAAGAAAGAGACCGAAUAUCUCCUUGGUAAGGUCAAUUUGUUUAGAACCGGUUAUCACAAUGUUAUGUAUUGUGUUAACCAGAGCGCUACUCAACCGGUCGGUUUUAAGAUCGACAUGAAGGACGAUAAGCGAUAUUCUUUACAGUUGAUUGUGGGUAAUGCAUCAAAUACUAACAUCAGUAGUGUAUUUUCUUGUUUCGUAUCGGUUAAUCUUAGAGGAGAUAUUCGAAUUCCCGGACGACGUUCGGUUUAUAAAAUUUUUAGAGAUUAUUCAGAAGAAGAACCGAAGAAGAAACGGUUAAUUGGUUUGUCUGAGGAUAUGGAGAAUAUGCAGAUAGGAGAUGAAGAAGAUGACUUUGAAGUUUAAACGAUGUCGUAUAGAGUACUUCUAUACUUAGAAUAUUUUAUGAGAUAUAGAGAGCGUAAGCGUGAUGUUAUGAUGACGUCGAUAAUGUAAUUUAAUUAUGAAAUAAUAAAGAGAAUAUUUAUUG